AUGAGAAAACAUACUGGAGAGAAACCUUAUGUAUGUGAUAUUUGUGGAAAAUCUUUUACUGUGAGAAAUUCUCUGGAUAGGCAUCUUCUUACUCACUCCGAUUCCAGACCUCAUCCGUGUCAUGAAUGUGGGAAAGCGUUCCGCCGUAAGAGCCAAUUGAAACGUCAUUCUUUGACUCACACGGACAUUAGAAAUUACCAAUGCUCGGAGUUCUCAUGUAAGGGUCAUCUAAAAGAUCAUAUCCACCAGCAUACAGGACUAAAACCCUACCAAUGUGAAUUAUGUGGGCGUGGUUUCACAGCCCCUCAGUCCCUUCAACGACAUAAACUACAUCACGCUGGACAGAAAUCGUUCCGUUGUGAAGAAUGCAAACGACAGUUUUUUACUGGAGCUCAUCUUCGUCGACAUAUUCGCACUCAUUCAGGAGAAAAACCCUUCCAAUGUAACGAAUGUGGGAAAUGUUUCGCUCAAACUAACACUCUUCAGGCCCACAUUCGAACUCAUUCAGGAGCCAAACCCUAUGUUUGUGACCAGUGUGAUAAAUCUUUUACUGAACGACGAAAACAUCCAUAUCAGUGUGGUAUUUGUAAAAACUGGUCGCUAAGAAAAAACUAUUUGAUUGACCAUAUUCGUACACAUACUGGAGAGAGACCAUAUCAAUGUGAAAUUUGUGGACAAGGUUUUGCUCGAAAUUCUGUAUUGGUGCUGCAUAGACGUAAACAUACUGGUGAAAAACCCUGCGUAUGUGAUAUUUGUAAUACAAAGUUUAUGAAUCGAACACAUCUAAAUCGUCAUAGAUUGAUUCAUUCAGGACAGAAACCAUUCCAAUGCGUAGAAUGUGGUAAAUUUUUCCGACAGUCCCAUCAUCUUGUCAAUCACAUGUUGGUUCAUUCCGGAGAACGAAAAUGGCAAUGUGACAUCUGUGAUAAGUCUUUUACUCUAAAACAAGGACUGGAAAAACAUAAUCGAAGUCAUGUAUUGGAUCAUAUUAAUACUCAUACUGGAGUUAAACCACACGUCUGUGAUUUCUGUGGAAUUGGAUUCAGUCAUACUGUAUCGUUGAUGUCGCACCGGUUGAUUCAUACAGGAGAAAAACCUCAUCAAUGUGGCGAUUGCGGACGAGAGUUUCGACGAAAAUUUCAUCUAAAUCGACAUCGGUUAAUCCACAAUGGUGGGAAACCCUUUCAAUGUAUGCAUUGUGGGUUAUUUUUCAGGCAAUCCAACACGUUAAAAUUUCAUAUUCAAACCCACACAGGUGUGAAACCACAUUCGUGUAAUUUGUGCGAUCGACAAUUCUGUGACAGACGUUCGUUACGAAAACAUAAAGAGAGUCAUCACGAUCAGUUACGAGCUGAUGAUUCGUCCAAUAUAACAACUGUUAAUGUUAUGAUUAGUGAUAUACCAGUGGUAUAUGAAGAGAUGAAUAUUGUUAACACUGAACUUACUGGACUACCUACUGAAUAAUUACAAAUACUCUUAGCAACUGGACCAAGGGGUGUUACUUGUGCAAAUAAAACCUCAUGAUUGAUUGUUGAUUUAGAAAAUUUAAUAAAUAUAAAUAAAAAUUUGAUUUUAUUAUAAUUUAAAGGCCAGAUCAUUGCCAUGUGCUAUAUUUUAGUCAAAGUGAAAGUUCAUGUAAGGUAUUUAAUUCUGCGAAGAGCUAUAUAUAGCUAUAGAAGAAUUCUAACGAACAUUUCCAUCAGCAGAGUAUUCUUUCUGCCCCUGUAUUGCUGAUUUAAAUAUAAAAGAAUUUUGUAUUCAUAAAAUUUAAUCAACAAAGUAACACAAUAAAUUUAACAGAAUAUAAAUAUUUAUAAUUGUAUUUAUAAUUAUUAGAGGUCAAUUGAUAGUAGAGCUAAAGCCUACAUAAAUAAUAUCAUAAGAUGUAACCUGUGUUAAACUCAAAAGCUUUCCAUCCUUAAGGCCCCCAAGACAUGAGAACAAAAACUGCUUUUCACACUUCAGUAGGAACGCCAGCUGAAAUAGGUCAGUUGUCUGAAGAUAUCUACUUGUCCAACUUCCAUAGGGAAGUAGGCUGAAAUAGGUCAGUUGUCUGAAGAUCGCUUGUUGUCCAACUUCAAUAAGGAAGUAGGCUAAAUUGGUCAGUUAAAUGAAGAUCACUGGCUGAAAUUGGUACGUUGUCUGAAGAUAGCACAGCAUGAAAAUCUGUAAACAACAUGUUUCAGGUUCUGUGUUCUGUUUUAAUAUUUCCAGUUCAACUUAUAUGAUGAUUAGAUGUCAUCCAAGUGAAGAUUUAAAUGUUUAUUGAGAUGGGCACUUUGAGAAAACUGUUUUUCACAAAACUGACACUUAUAACUUCGUUUAUUCUCAUGUAUUUUAACGUGGCGAUGUCUGUCACUAAGGGAGAUAAAUCUUUUAGAACAAUAUUCGCACUCGUAGGGUUUCUCACCUGUAUGAAUUCUCUGAUGGUCUCUCUUGUUGACUAGCUGAGCAAAUGAUUGAUUACAGUAUUCACAUUUAUAGGGCCGUUCUCCUGUAUGAAUUCUUAAAUGCACAUCCAAAUUUCCUUUUGAGGAAAACAAUUUUUUACAAUGCUCACAUGGGAACUUGUUGAGACCGGCGUGACGUCGCU
Molecule: messenger RNA, 2593 nt
Organism: Lottia gigantea (owl limpet)
Lineage: Eukaryota; Metazoa; Mollusca; Gastropoda; Lottiidae
Exons: 4
Coding region: 1-1464 (487 amino acids)
Source: RefSeq, a predicted model, not a curated record